CAGCAAUGCCGUCACCUGGGCAGACCCCGACCACUGGAAGCCCCCCAAGGACGUAGGUGACCCCCAGGGCGUGGAGACAGGGAAGAGCCUUGAAUCGUGAGGGGUUGUUAACUCUAAGAUGUCCUUGAGCAGCGGAGCUUCCGGAGGGAAAGGAAUUGAUGCGAACCCGGUUGAGACGUACGACAGCGGGGAUGAGUGGGACAUUGGUGUAGGGAAUCUCAUCAUUGACCUGGACGCUGAUUUGGAGAAGGAUCAGCAGAAAUUGGAAAUGUCGGGCUCCAAGGAGGUGGGGCUCCCGGCACCCAAUGCAGUGGCGACGCUACCGGAUAACAUCAAGUUUGUGAGCCCAGUGCCGGGCCCUCAGGGCAAGGAGGGCAAAUCCAAGUCAAAAAGGAGCAAGACUGGCAAGGACAGUGGGAAGCCGACCCCGGGGUCCUCCCUAUUCACUCCCAGUGAGGGAGCUGGUGGCAAGAAGGAGGCUCAAGGACGCUCUGGGGAUGGCGCGAACUCAGGUGGUUUGGUGCCUGCCGUCACCCCGAAGGGCUCGGAGAAGUCGGCCAAGGCGUCUCGCAGCGUGGCCGGCUCCAAGAAAGAGAAGGAGGGUGGCUCAUCCAAAAACAAGAAGGAAAGGAGUGAGGGUGCAGGGGCUGCGGUGGAGAAGGAGUCCAGCGUGCUGCAGCCCCUGGCCCUGGCAGUGAGGGUGGGACAGUAUGAUGGGGGCCAGGGGACAGAGCCUGCUGCUGCCGAGCAGCUUGGGAGUAUAGCUAUUGACACGGGAGCUGCGCUCAAUCCCUUGGGAGUUAAGUCGGAGCUGGAGGAUGGGGAAAGUGAGUGCCGGCAGCUGAAGAAGGUGAAAUCGGAGAAGAUGGAGUCUCCGGUCUCUACGCCCGCGGUGUUGCCCUUGCACCUCCUCGUGCCUGUGGUCAACAACGACAUCUCGUCGCCGUGCGAGCAGAUCAUGGUACGCACCCGCUCGGUGGGAGUGAACACCUGUGAUGUGGCCCUGGCCACCGAGCCCGAGUGCCUGGGCCCCUGCGAGCCCGGGACCAGCGUGAACCUGGAGGGCAUUGUCUGGCAGGAGACGGAGGACGGGAUGCUGGUGGUCAAUGUCACCUGGAGGAACAAGACGUACGUGGGGACGCUGCUGGACUGCACACAGCACGACUGGGCUCCUCCCCGGUUCUGUGACUCUCCCACCAGCGACCUGGAGAUGCGCAAUGGCCGGGGCAGGGGCAAGCGCAUGCGCCCCAACAGCAACACGCCAGUGAACGAGGCGGCCACCGCCUCGGACAGCAAAGGGACCAGUAACAGCAGCAAGACCCGGGCAGGAGCCAACAGCAAGGGGCGCCGGGGCAGCCAGAACUCCUCGGACCACCGCACCCCACCUGGCGGCACGGCCGAAGACGUGAAGGCCAGUCCCUCCUCCGUCACCAAGCGGAAGAGCAAACCCCUCUCUGACAUGGAGGUGAACUCCAGCUCGGAGGACUCCAAGGGCAGCAAACGCAUCCGCACGAACUCGAUGGGCUCGGCCACCGUGCCGCCCGCCACGGUCAAGGUGGAGCCGGCUGUCCUGGACCGCAACUGCCCUUCUCCCAUCCUCAUCGACUGUCCCCACCCCAACUGUAACAAGAAGUACAAGCACAUCAAUGGGCUGAAGUACCACCAGGCCCACGCGCACACAGAUGACGACAGCAAGCUGGAGGCGGACGUGGACAGCGAGUAUGGUGAGGAGCCCUCCCUGCACGCUGACGUUGGGAGCUGCAACGGGGCCGCCGGCUCUCAGAAGGGCUCGCUCUCGCCAGCUCGCUCGGCCACCCCCAAGGUGCGCUUGAUGGAGCCCCACAGCCCCUCCCCAUCCAGCAAGUUCAGCACCAAGGUCCCCUGUAAGAAGAAGGUGGGUGGGGAGGGGGACACGGACCCAGGUGCCCUGUCCAAUGAUGGCUCUGAGGAUGGUCCGUCGGUGGCUGAUGAGACGAGUAAUGACGACUUUGACUCUCUGGAGAAGCGAUGUGUUGAUAAGGACAAGUCAAAGAAGGCCUCUGGUGCUAAACAGGAGAAGAUCCCUUCCAAAAGCUUGAAGUCUGCCAGACCCAUUGCACCAGCCAUCCCCCCGCAGCCAAUUUACACCUUCCAGACCGCCACCCUCACCACCGCCAGCCCCGGCUCAUCCGCCGGCCUCGCCACCACUGUGGUCCAGACCAUGCCCAACAGCCCCCAGCUCAAACCUAUCCAGCCCAAACCAACAGUGAUGGGAGAGCCCUUCACUGUCAACCCUGCCCUCACCCCUUCCAAGGAAAAGAAGAAGAAAGACAAGAAGAAGAAGGAGCCCAAGGAGGUGGAAAACCCUUUGACUCCUGGCAAAGCCUGCAGAGCGGAGGAAGGCAAGAGCCCUUUCCGGGGGGAAUCCAGUGACCUGGGAAUGAAAGGCGAGGGGCUGCUGAAUGGUUCAUCCGACCCCCACCAGAGCCGGCUCGCCAGCAUCAAGGCUGAGGCAGAUAAAAUCUACAGCUUCACCGACAACGCACCCAGCCCCUCCAUUGGCGGUGCCAGCAGGCUGGAGAACACCAACCCAGCCCAGCCCCUCACCCCGUUGCAUGUUGUCACCCAGAACGGGGCAGAGGCCAGCUCAGUGAAGACCAACAGCCCAGCCUACUCAGACAUCUCCGACGCUGGGGAGGACGGGGAGGGCAAGCUGGAGAGUGUGAAGGCGAAGGAUCCGGAGCAGUUGGUCAAGGAAGGCGCCAAAAAAGCUCUUUUCCCCCCACAACCUCAGAGCAAAGAGUCUCCCUAUUACCAAGGCUUUGAAUCGUACUAUUCCCCAGGCUACCCCCAGGCCAGCCCAGGUCCCCUGAACCCCAGCGGGCAGUCCGUGGCUGAGACACAGGCCUUGAAACUGAAGAAGGACGAGGAGCAGGAGAACCCAGAUGUGAAGGUGAAGAGCGAAGGCUGCGAAGAGAAGAAGGCAGAGCUUGGUGGUGGCUCCAGCCAGCAGCCCUCGGUCAUCCAGCAGCGCCCCAACAUGUACAUGCAGUCCCUCUACUACAACCAGUAUGCCUACGUGCCGCCCUACGGCUACAAUGAGCAGGGCUACCACGCUCACCUGCUGAGCACCAACCCUGCUUACCGCCAGCAGUAUGAGGAGCAGCAGAAGCAGCGGCAGAGCCUGGAGCAGCAGCAGCAGCGGGGACUGGAGAAGAAGGCAGACCUGGGCUUGAAAGAGAGGGAGGCAGCGCUCAAAGAGGAGUGGAAGCAGAAGCCACCAAUGCCACCGACACUGACCAAAGCCCCAAGCCUCACGGACCUCGUCAAGUCAGGGCUGAACAAGCCCAAGGAGCAGGGAGGUCCUGACAUGGCCAAGUCUGUCAUCAUCCCCAAGCUGGAGGACUCGUCCAAGCUGUCCGGCAGCCAGGUCGCCGAGGGGCUCAAGGUGAAGCUGAGCGAGGCCAGUCACCUCGGGAAGGAAGCUGCCGAGACUAAGGCUGGCUCUGAGUGUGGCCGGCAAGCGGAGGUGGACCCUGUGCUCUGGUACAGACAGGAAGCCGAGCCCCGGAUGUGGACGUAUGUGUACCCGGCAAAGUACUCGGACAUCAAGACGGAGGAUGAGCGGUGGAAAGAGGAGAGGGACAGAAAGUUGAAGGAAGAAAGGAGUAGAAGCAAAGAAGCCACAUCCAAGGAGGACGGGAAGGAGAGCACCAGCUCCGAGUGCAAGCUGACCCCCCCUGAGGAGCCUCGCAUGGUGGGGAAGGACCCCAGGCCCAGUGUCCAUGUCCCUGUGUCCUCACCCCUCACGCAGCACCAGUCCUACAUCCCCUACAUGCACGGCUACUCCUACAGCCAGUCGUACGACCCCAACCACCCCAGCUACCGCGCCAUGCCCACCGUCAUGAUGCAGAAUUACCCAGGAUCAUACCUACCCUCCAGCUAUUCCUUCUCUCCGUACGGGAGCAAGGCAUCCGGCAGCGACGACAGCGACAAGUCCCGAGCCAGCCCCAGCGUGAGCUGUAAAUCCAGCUCAGAGUCCAAGGCCCUGGACAUCCUGCAGCAACACGCCAGCCACUACAAGAGCAAAUCGCCCACGAUAAGUGAGAAAACAUCUCAGGAGCGGGACCGCAGUGGCUGUGGGGUGGUGGGGGGCAGCGGGAGCUGCAGCAGCGUCGGGGGAGCUGGAGCAGGGGAACGGAGCGGCGACCGGCCCCGCACAUCGCCCUCCCAGCGCCUGCUCUCGACGCAUCACCACCACCACCACCUCGGGUACUCGCUGCUGCCAGCGCAGUACAACCUGCCCUAUGCAACAGGUCUCUCCUCUACAGCCAUCGUUGCCAGCCAGCAAGGCUCUACUCCCUCCCUAUACCCACCUCCCCGGAGGUGAGAACGGACGUGAAGCGCCGGGAUGCCUGGGCUGUACAAGACAUGUGACUGGCUCACAUGGGGAAGCGCUGGAGACUCCUUUAGACAUCAGUUGAAUGGUGUUAAUUGUUCUGCUUGACGUUCCUGCCCCGAUCCGAGGCAGACUCUGUCUUCUCCCCCCCGUCGGACACACACUGACUGCCCCCCACACCCCCUUUGGUGAGUGGGUGAGCUGGUGCCUGCGGAAAUAUUUAUUCUACUGGGCACCAGCGCUUGGGAUGGAGGCGUCUUGCCCGUCUGGUGCAUAUGAAGAGGAAACAGAAGCACUGAGGUUUCUUGAUGGAUUUGGGACCCCACCGUGUCUCUUUGAGCUGCUGCUUCAUGAUGGGACUCAAGGCAGGCGGGGGCUCGGAGUGUGGGGCUGAGCCUGCUGUGGGGUCUCAGGAAAGGAAGGGCUGGCUCACAUGGAGCCACAAUGGGCUUGGGGGGGGGGCUGUUGUGAGCCUGAAGGUGGUGUCAGCCUGGCUGGAGAGAGCCGUGGGGCACAGGGAUGUGCUGCAUGUGAAGCUCUCCCUCUCCCAGUCCCUCAUCUGGUCCUGCAGCCCACAGCACCCGCUGCUCUGUGUCCAUGGGCAGGAGCCACUGGUGUGUGGCCAAUGGCUGGAGCAGGGCUAGGGAGCUGGGAGAGCUCUUUGCCCCAGUGAAGCAGCCACUGCCCCGGGGGGCCAGGGCUCCAUGGGGCUGGGGGCAAGUGGGGCACAGAGUUUGGGGCUGUGCCUGUCACCCCACCUGGGGCUGCUGGGGUACCCCCGUGCCGUGCACAGUCCAGACCUGCCUGAAGCUCCUGCCCGUCACUUUCAAAUUGGUUUCUGAGCUGUAACUCGGCAACACCUCCAGCCUUUCCUCUGCCCCCCUACCCUGGUAAAUGCUCCCCAAACCCUGGGGCAGCAUAUCCUGCUGGGGGGUGGCUGUAGCUCCCCUUUUUAUCCACGUUUUGCUUUUAGGGCGGCUCCCCCAGGCCGUGGGCAGGGCGCAGCGAAGAACAAGCACACUUAGGUUCUGCCAGAGGCACGUGGGGCUGUGCUGGUCCCUGCUCUGGCCUCGUGCCGGGGCUGGGGGCACCAGGCCCUGGAGGAAGCCGGUCCCUGCUCCCGGCUGUUCCCCAGCACCGAGGACAGGGGCUUUCUGGUCCUCUGCCCCCAGCCCCAGAGCAGCUCUCCCUGGGCCGAUACUCUACCUCGGCCCCGCAGCGGCUGGGCCGCCCCAGCUCUCCCCCCUCUCCUGCUGCCCGGCUGGGGGGACAUGGGGGCCGUGGGUCUCGGUUGUGUGUGUGUGUCCAUGUCGCACCCGGCCCCGAGGGCCGCUGUACGGGGAUGCUCUGCCCGCCGGGCUCUGUACAUACUGUAAAAAGCAAUUGUUUGAAA
Messenger RNA from Corapipo altera (White-ruffed manakin), 5771 nucleotides. It is a transcript of the gene ZNF609, whose product is annotated as zinc finger protein 609. The record is from RefSeq and is a predicted model, not a curated record. Gene Ontology annotation, cellular component: nucleus. Gene Ontology annotation, biological process: regulation of transcription by RNA polymerase II. The transcript has 9 exons. NCBI's taxonomy places the organism in Eukaryota, Metazoa, Chordata, Aves, Passeriformes, Pipridae. Bases 119 to 4369 code for a protein of 1416 amino acids.